Molecule: messenger RNA, 7373 nt
Organism: Anopheles funestus (African malaria mosquito)
Lineage: Eukaryota; Metazoa; Arthropoda; Insecta; Diptera; Culicidae
Exons: 5
Coding region: 1249-6327 (1692 amino acids)
Source: RefSeq, a predicted model, not a curated record
UGUUUUGUGACCAAUUUCGGAUACUGCAUUGUGCAGCAUGUCUUAGGAUGAAACAAGGAAGGGUUCAGAAUGCACACAUCUCGCUGGUGCAGUGACCGUGUGCAGUCAAGUGUCACCGAUGUGUUCGCUAUUUUGUGGCCAAGUGAAUUCCAUUUGUAGCCGAUCUGCACUACAAGCAAAGGAAGGGAAAAUCAUUGUAACAAAUGUGUACUGAAAUUCCCUCAGUGUGUGCGUACCUUCUAUACGGGCUCGAGUUGUUCUACGGGUUACUAUGGUGAUGGUGUGUGCUAGUGCGGUUCCUUUCGACGAAAGUUGCAGCAUUAUUGUUAACUCCACUACCAACUAGUUAAUGUUGUGCAAUGGUGGAAAAAUAAGGAAAUCUUCAUCGGAAUCGCUAUUAUUAUUUUCUCUUUUUUCAUUUCUACGCUAAUCCACAGCAAAGGGUUCCUUCGGUACGGUGCAUGCUUGUCUGUGUGUGUUUGUGUGUGAUGUGUCCGUGGAGAAGGCAAGUGCAUCUAGAAAGGAUGUAAAAAGGGAGUGACGUGUGCCAAAAAAACGUCGCAGCAGGCGUUUUGCGUUUAUUUUUCAGUGAUGUGAAUAUAAAGUGAAUAAAAUGCGUGUGUUUUGCAAGCGAGCUAAUGUUUCACGUGCGUGAAAAUUAAUUCAUAAAAUGGUGGUAGAAAAAUAACCUCGAAAUUGUACAUCCUGUACGCGAGAGUGUGAGUGCGCGCACGUAUGUGUGGUGCAACAAAUGUGUUCGCAACAAUAGCCGGAACGCCCCGCGGGGGGUAUGGUAAUUUGUCUGGCCGUCCAAACAAAGGUUUCCUACCGUCAGUCAUCUCCGGCUAGCAUAGACGCAGGUGUGUCUAGAUAGAACGCGUUGUCGUUCUUCGUCCAUUAUAAAUCCGCUCUAAAGUAUUGGUGACGCAGAAGACGAGUGCAACGAUGGGACGGUGUCGGGAGGAGUGUGCGCGAACAAGCGAUUAAGAAAACAUGACAUCAGCUGCUACCACUAGAGACAGUAGACGACUGUACAGAACAAGUGGCAAACCACAACAGCAACAAAAAGUGAAAAUUCUAAUCUGUCAAACAAAAGAUUCGGAAAGCGUGGACGCGCUGUAGCCCGAUGAGCAACCAGUGCUACAAUCAAAGCAACCAAGGGAAAUUUCGAGGUCCGUGUUUUAGGUUGUGUUAAAUUUUUGUGGUCUCCUUUUUCCACCCCCAAACCAAAUGGAUCCGUUUGGUGAAAUGCAGUGCAAUAUUGGUGGAGGUAAUCUUCAAUCCACUUCAUCGGUUGAUGGGCAUGCCGCUGGCAAUAUGACACCGAGCCCAUCCAGCAUAGUGAAACCGGUGGCCCAACCGGACACACCCACCAGUCCGAACGAUCCGGAACAUCAGCCGGAAAAGACGGACUGUACGCCGGAAAACUCGAAGAAAAGUGACAGCUCGCCGGAAGGUGCAGAUGGAUUUGGUCGGCUUCCAGGACCGGUCGACCGGUUAGCAAUGGUUGGACAUCGCUCUACAAUGGCCAGCGAUACCGUUGCGAAGAGUCUUUCGAUACAGGAAAUGUUUAAAACCGGCCGAAGCGUUAGUGAAGAACCGAGCACGAAAACAACCGACCCGUUACCGGGCAACAAUGAUGAGGCACUGGUCGAUUCGGUACGGAAUGCGUUUGCUUUUACGAUCGAUUUUGGUGACGGGAAAAAACCGAUCGAUUCGCAAAGACACGAGAAGAUGUUGGAACGUUUUCAGGCACGUCACAAGCGUGGUGUAUCGCUGUCCAAGCUCGAGUCGAGCUCGAGCACAUCGUCACCGUCCUCGGUACGGCAGCAGCAGCAAGGAUCACGGGCACCGGCUAGUGUGAAUUUGCCACGGCGCAACAAAACGGUGGCGUACGAAGCUGGUGACCAACAACAACAGCCCACCCAGCAGAUGGUUAUGAUCGAUGACGCGACCGGACGGCCAGUUGCGGUGAAACUAAGGGAGAAAACACAACGAUCGGUUGGACGCGAUCAGUCCGCAACCAAGCGGCACAGCUGGAGUCCACGUACGAGCAUGAGCGAAAUGGGAACGGUUGGCAGAAUGCAAGAAGCGGCACCACUAAAACCAACCGCAGCAAGAACCACCAAUACGGGUCGUUUUGCACCGAAAUCGGCAACACUUGCGUUAGCACUGGAACAGCAACAGGUGGGCAAUCACGAGAGGAAAGACUAUUCUUACUCUAGCUCGGAAUUUAACGGCGAAAGUCUUGACUCGUCCGGUGGCAUACCGUGUCUGGAGGCACCGUUGGAAAACUUCCGCAAAGCGAAAGGUGACGGUGAGGAUGAUGAUGACGAUGAGGUUAGCGAGGCAGGCACGUACACGAUCGAUGGGGCAAACUAUACCGAGGAGCAGAAGGAACGCAUGAACAUCGAUCGGGUGGGGUCGUCGCAGGUUGCACUGCCACCGGAAGUGGUGGAUCCCGUACCGGUCGUACCGGCCGUCCGGCCGACAGACUUUCGGGAAGAGUUGGAAGUGAUCGAUCUGGAACGGACGGCUGGCAGCGUUGGUAAUGCAGACCGUAGAACGAAUGGGCGAACGAUAAAGCACGAAGAAUCACCACCGCAAGCGAUGGAACAUCGAAAGCACAACAUACUGGAGGUGUCCUACUUUCACGAACCAUCACCACCGGGUAAGGCGAUUGCCGGUGCGGGUGUUACGACGGAACGCACGAAAAGCAAACAAUCGUACAUCGAGAAGCUUAAAUCGCGCAUGAAAAAUAUCACACAGAAGAGCAGCAGUACGGGAUCGAGCCGUGCAUCAUCGGGCAGCAAGCAGCAACAUCUACAGGGUGUGAUGAUCGCACCGGAACUGGACUCACCGGACCAGGGUACGUUUACCUCCGUCACGACGAGCGGCAUCUUGAGCGUGAAGCCGACACUGCUCGAAGGAAAUCCGACCGUACCGGUCAACCAGCGGAGACGCAACAGCCUAACCAAAUCGCACAUCGAUAGCUCGGAGUAUGUGCAGGGCGUUGCGAAGCUAAACAUUCACGCCAGCGGCGGUUGUACGAUGGAUGGUGCGGGCGAAAUGGAACGCAGUGUGACGACGUCGGAACCACCGGAAGAGGAGCUUAAAAUUUUGAACUGUUACACCGACUCCGAGAAGGCACACCAGGGCGGCACAACACAGCAUAGGCUGCAGCAGUCACAAUCGAAGAAGGGUGGAGGCGGUGGAGAUAUCAGUCCGGUCCGUCGGAAAACUCCUUCCGAUGUGGCGGCUCUGACGUCUGUAGCGACCAAGAAAGAUUGGAUACAGGAGUGGGCAAAGAAUGCGCGCGAAUACUCAAAAUCCACCAGUCCGAAGGUACAUCCGCAUGAUCCACCAACGGCAACAACGGCUUACGGGACUGCGACCGGUGGCGGAGGACCGAUGGUGCGAAGUUACGGCGGGGAGUGUGAUGGUGAGGCGUCGUCCAAUCGGCGCAGCAGGGGCAAUCAGUUUGGUUACGAUUUUGAUAUCGAUCUAACCAAAAGCGAUUACUACGAGGCAAAGAAGUAUGAAGAGUUUGGUGACAAUCUGGACCAUCGGCAGCCCUAUCGGGGUGUGGUAGGGCGCAACAACCAUACGGCGGGUGGCAGUGAUCCGGUGGUAUUUCGCACUCAGCCACAGCAACAUCAUCAGCUUACGACGACAUCACCGGAAGAGGAUCCAUUCCGGGAACCGGCGCUUCCGUACGGCAUGAAUGAGUUCGCCCGUGCUGGUUCGCGCGGUUCGAUGCGACGAUACGGCCACAACCAGCAUCCAUCGCCGGUAACGUCAUCGGCCGCAUCCAAGCCUCCGAUGAGCCCGAGCAAAAUUCCCUCACCAAUCGGUUCGAUCGGACGGGCACGGAGCGUUAGCCGAAAUCGAAGCCUACAGGGUAGCAAUUCGGAUCUUUCCGGAAAUGAAACGGAAAUGUAUCUGCAGAAAACGGCCGCCGCAAUUUCGACAUUGCAAAACUUGCAACGGCGUAAUUCGCUGCGUAACAGCUCGUCGCACCAUUCUUCCAGCCCGUUGAGUCCGGCUUCGCGGAAGAUGUCACCAAAAGUGUCGCCAAUGAAUUCUUUACAAUCGCCAAUCCAUUCACCAGGGCUCAGCAGUAACAACUAUGGAGAAAUGCAUUCACCCUUAUACUCACCGCAACACCAUCAUCAGCAGCAGCGCAACAAUCUGCAUCAUCAUCAACUACAUCAGAACAUUGGCGGUGGCGUUGGGCACAAACGGAAUCAUUCGCUGGACGGCGGUGUAGAUCCACUCACUUCGCCGACAUCCUACCUACCAAAUGGAGCUUCCGGAGGUGCUGGAACCGGACAUAUGACGCGUAGCUUGAACACAAACACGACGAGUCCAAAGCUGGAUUUCACCAAGCGGCAUCACACGCGACACAACUCGUUCGAAGGUGUGAUGUCUUCUUUGCCGCCAAAACCAGUUAAAUGUUUCCAGCAGUUCGAUCAAUCGACCGGUGCAGUGUACUACGGUGGAAAUAACGGACCGCACGAUGUAGAUGCGGACGUCGAUGAAUUGGAAGAUCUGGACGACUGUCCGGAUUAUGAUGAGGAAGAAUUUGAGGAGGACAUCGACGACGAUGACGAUGAGGACGAUAUGGAAUUAAACAGUAGGCAGGCUGGCGGACUGAUGGUUGAUAGUGUAAUGCCCCGGCCAAGAGCGAUGUCGCUGGAACCUCGGAAAAGAUCGGGCGGUGUUCAGCAGCCUUUGCCAACUUCCACAGGUGCCAAGCAACAAGUGAUCGCGACCAAUCAUAAAAAUGUCGCUGUUAAUCGUGUUCAAAAAAUACAACCACAGCAGCAGCAGCAGCAGCAGCAACAGCACCUUACAUCACCCAUUAAACGGUCAAGUUCGUUCUCGGUGAAGCCGAAUGUGAUGAAACCGGCUACACCGACAAUGGCAGCAAAAACGGGAGGUCUAGCAGGUGUCAAUGGUCGAUCCGUAGGUGGUUCGCGAAUACAAAAGUCGGCCAGUAGCACUAGCUUUAAGAAAAUGGCGGCCGGUUUGACGGAUAGCGGUGUGCAACCACAACAGUAUCAUCAUCAUGCGGUACAGCCACCGCAUCAUCGCCACCAGCUGGUGAUGGACCCGAACUAUCCCGAUGAGUUGAUGCUGUACAUAAACGAUGGUGAUGAUGAUGGGCUACACAUGAGAGGUGCCGAUCGUAGGCAGCAGGAUGGAUUCUCUUCAAACUCGCUGACGGAUGAGGAAGACCCGGUGGAUGAUCUGGACGAUGAAGAUCUCGAUGUAAAUGGUGCACGGCUGGAGAAGGAACCGCUCACUAAUACGCGUUACAACAAAACGUUCCUUAUGCGUAUGGAACAGAACAAAAAAUUAGCUGGUGGUCCAGCCAUCGGCGGUGCAACAGCUGGAAGCACGAAACAAACUGGCGGUGCAGCGGCGUGUCCCAAUACGCCAGAGCUACCGCGACGGGCGGUUCAGAUGCGUAGCGUCGGUGGUCUCGGAAGGGAUCGUGCUUCCAUGCCAAGGGAUUCCAGCUUGAACCGCAUGAAACAGGAUCUGAACUUGCGGAAAUCUUCCACUGGGCGCGAGAUGCUGCUCGGUGGUAAAGGACAGCAGCAACAAUCGACACAGUCCAUUAAUUCUACAUCGUCUUCAGCGGUCGGUGGCGGUGGCAAGGUGCAACCGAAGUAUUUGGAUAUUUCGAAAUACAAAUCCUCCAAUGCAGCCAAUUUCCUAAAGAAGGAUGAGUCGAAGAGCUACCUCCUAAGGCAGGAGGGUGUAAGAAAGAGUCCCAGUAGUGCAUCCGUUUCGUCUGCCAUGAGCCGAACCGAUCCUACACGGAUGAGCGCCCGCAGUAUCAAGUCAGCUAGCAGUGCAGCCAGCAAGUCUAGUGGCAGUGGCACCGGAACUGGCGGUGUCACGAAGAAGGAUCCCGUUAAAAUUGCAAAGGAACAAGAGCUCGAAAUGUGGAGAAGGCGUGCGAGUUACGAUCCGAUGAAAGCUGCCCUCGAGGGAAAGAAGAAACAGCAAGAAGAAUCUAGGCGUCUCGCUGCCGCCCAACAACAGCAAACACAGCUUCAUUCGGAACGGCAAAGUAAAUCGUGUGAAAGCUCCGUUUUGAGAUCACAGUCCUACCACAGUGGUGUCGGUAGUGCUGGCGGUGGUCGUUUGUAUCAAGAUCAUAUCUUUCGCUCCAACUUAUUGAACUCGAUACAGAAUGGAACGGUACGAAGGAAAACGAACGCAAGCCAAAAAUGGUACAUUGCGCUAUACUAUUGUGGUGAUGGUGCGGACAUAAAUCCAAAUAGUUCCGAUGCUGCCACUCAAACGAACUGAAACGUUAAUAAAAAAGUAGUCAUAUUUAGCGAUAAACAUGGUGAAAUCUAUGGAGUACGGUGAAUGAAAGCACGAAUGUAAGAAUGACAUUGGAUGAUCGAAUUAAUUUUGUUUUAAUUUUAGUGUAGCAAGUGGUACGGGUGCUUAGCAUAACGGGGUGCGUAAGUUUUUUUUUAAAUGUACGAUCGAAGGACGAACCAAACGAAUGUGAUGUUGUUAGGAAAUGCACCAUGUUGUGUGGUAUGUGAGAUUAAAUCGACCUAGAAUAGGAACUUAGGGUUAUACGUCAUGUAUGUUACAGAUUUUGUUUUUCUCCUUUUCGUAUGAAGUGUCACAAUAUCAUGUGAUGUAAGUAUUAGGAACGUAUAACAAUUAAAAAAGGGAAGCGAAACAAAAAAAAAUGCGAAGUCGAACGAAAAACAAAAAACCAGAAUAUCGAUUUUCACACACAAUGUGGAUUGUAUUAGCUUUUACAUGAUGUAAUCAACAUUCAUGCAAUCAAAAUAAUUCAUAAUGUAUGACCGAUACUUUAAAACGCAUUCUUAGCCCAUUAAUGAAGAACUGUACUACAUAUUGAUCGAUUAUACUUUGUUCAACAGUUAGUAGAUACUUACUUUUAUCCACAAUAUUAGCCAGACAGAAACAUAAAAGAAAAUAGAAAAAAACAAACCCGGAACGAAAAAUGCAUUAUUCAGUCCGCUCAUAUACACAUAGAACGUAUAACUGUAAGCGUAACUAUCACAACAUAACCGGCCAACCAAAUUGCGUCACAUAAGCAUACUUUUAGCAUACAAAUACCAUAGCAAAGCUAGCAAAGUGAGUUAGAGAGUGGAAAAGAGCAAAACGGUUUUGCCUCAUUUUAUACACGAACGCAAUUUGAAGAUAUAUUAAAUCAUUUUUUUAUGGUAGCUUUAAUUCAGUUAAUGUAUUUUUGGUGAUUUAUAGUAUGAAUAGAAUGAUUGAUAGAGUCACCUUUUCGAUGCCGAUUUGAACAGAAGAAAAUACAUGUUUAUGCAGUAUUGAAAUAUUAUUUCAAGUUGAUGAAA